UAAAUUAAAUUCCCGUUUUGCCUCAAUUUAAGCAUUCCAAUAGCAAAGGCCCUAUCAUGGGAGAUCGGUGUAUGUCUCAAUUUUCUGUGGCUGCCGCCGAGCUUACCUCGAGUCAAGGCCAUGCCUUGACGAUGGCUUCACACCAAGAUGAUCUACUACUGGGCAAGAUAUCGGAGAUGGAGAAAUCUGUGGGCAAGAUAUCGGAGAUGGAGAAAACUCUGGGCCAACUGUUGGAUUGGUCGAAAUCAAUAACGCAGGAGCUUCGCUUCCGACACCCCGGUCCACCCGUAAUGACGGAGCCGCUUCCACCUUCCACGGUGAUUGAGUACUGCAAUCCCAACCAUGAGGCUGAUGAUCUUUACCCAAGCUUGCCCGGGGAUUGGGAGCAUGUAUCAAUGACGGUAAAUCAAGGGGAAGCUAGAUCUGUAUAUUUAUUCGUGUCUUCUUAUGAGGACGAUGAGCACGCUAAUGCAGUCUAUGAAGUGAAAUUCAAACACGGAGGAGAAGUCACUCAAGAAUCCCCAGUAGUUAGACAUGUUGCCAAGUUUCGCAAGGGUUCUUGCCAUGAUGCUGCACGGAUUUUCAACCACUCCAAAUUAUAUUGCAUUGGACAUGAUGGUGGAUUUAUUGUUGACACGGAGAGUUGGUCAAAAUGUUCAUCCAUUCCUCCUAUCCCAGCCUCUAAAUCACUAGAAACUAUUGUGUCUGCGUAUGGCAAGGUUUAUUAUCUCGCAUGUCCAUCAACCUUCCUGUCACCAGUUACGGGGCCCUCCUUCGGGAGAUAUGAUCAUGAUCAGAAUAUUUGGAGGCAAAUGACUCCUUUUCCAUUUUAUGAUGAUUAUGACCCCCGUAUGCAACUAACUGGUUAUGCCGUUUGUUAUGGUGCUAUUUUGUUUUCAUUGUCUGGCUUGAGGAACGGGAAAUUCGGUGUCGUUGCUUUUCACGUGGGUAGAAAGGAUUGGAAUCGAGUGAAAGUUGACACUUCUGCUUAUUGUGCUCCUCCUUUCCAAGGGAGGGCCGUGGUUGUAGACGAGACUAUCUAUGCCUUAUAUGGGGAGUCAAAGAUUAUAGCAUUCUCCUUUACUAUGGACAAACAUGAUGAUAGUGGUAUUCAUUAUUCCCUAAGACAACUUUUUAUAUUGCAAGGCCUUGAGUUCGAGCGUCCGGUGCUGCCAUGGUAUAACGAUAGGUCACAGUAUUUGGUUCAUUUGGGGAACCAUGACUUUUUCCAUGUCCAGACUGGCUGGUGCGAUGGACAUCUCAAGGUUCAAUAUCUUAGUAUCACCACAUUUCAAAUUGUUGUUGGAGAAGGAGGAAGACAUAUGAUCAAGACCAUAUAUUCAACCCUUCAUUCUGUGGAUAUCAAGGGCUCUGAAUGGUUCGAUCUUGUUUUCUGCUUCACACCUGAGUGCGAGGAUGAUGAACCCUUUGGGCUAGAAUGAAUCAGUCAAAACAAGAAGAAAUAACUACCAUGAAGCUGGAAAUAGAAGCCCUGCAGCAUGAAGAAGCUAAUAAUGCGCGAAUCGAAUAUUAGGAAUUGUGAAAUAUGAAAAUUCAAAACCCUUGGAUAGCCACCACCUAGAAUAAAAAAUCUCCUAUAACUUGGUUUAGGUCAUUUUAAUUUGUCUUUGUUGACUUCCGCUUAUUUUAAUUAUAUAUUUAUUAUAAUUUUGGCUUGAUUCUUCCGAAAGUAAGAUGGAACAGUGGUACUGUGUUAAUCUUUUAUGGAUUA
Messenger RNA from Prunus avium (sweet cherry), 1732 nucleotides. Lineage: Eukaryota; Viridiplantae; Streptophyta; Magnoliopsida; Rosales; Rosaceae. The record is from RefSeq and is a predicted model, not a curated record.